AUGUCAAAAGCAACGAGCAACGGUCAACAGCUAUGGAACAAAGUCCCAAAGGCAAAUGCAGAACUAUUUGCCUUGACGUACGGCGCGCUGGUCACAGAAGUGGUUCGAGAUGCAGAUGAAAACCUGGCAACCGUGAAUGAAAAGCUUGAGAAGAUUGGAUACUCGAUCGGGAUUCGGUGUGUGGACGAAUUCUUGGCCAAGUCAAAUUCACCUUACUGUAAAACACUGGCCGAAACUGCUGAAGUGUUGGGGAAGACAGCAUUUCGAAUGUUUUUGGGUAUUGUUGUGGAUGUGGUGCAACACUCUCCCUCCAGUUUUUCUCUGAAUUUCCAAGACAAUCCCCUGAGUCUGUUUGUCGAGCUACCAGAAAACUACAAGGAAUUGGAAUACAGUAUUCUGUACUGUGGGGUUAUUCGAGGGGCUCUGGAAAUGCUGAAUUACAAGGUCGACUGCCAGUUUGUCAAGUCGCCUUUGAAGGGAGAUGAUACCCAUGAAAUCAAGGUCGAUGUGAAGCAAGUAAUGUCAGACGGAGCUGGUGAAGAUUACCAAGAAGAAUAG
This is a messenger RNA of Cylindrotheca closterium, 558 nucleotides long. The record is from the annotation of a GenBank genome assembly. NCBI's taxonomy places the organism in Eukaryota, Bacillariophyta, Bacillariophyceae, Bacillariales, Bacillariaceae.